This is a messenger RNA of Cariama cristata (Red-legged seriema), 1803 nucleotides long. RefSeq names its product latent-transforming growth factor beta-binding protein 1-like. The transcript is spliced from 13 exons. Lineage: Eukaryota; Metazoa; Chordata; Aves; Cariamiformes; Cariamidae. Gene Ontology annotation, molecular function: calcium ion binding. The record is from RefSeq and is a predicted model, not a curated record. The annotation marks the transcript as partial.
UUAUUUGCCACCUUCCGUGCAUGAAUGGAGGCCAGUGCAGUUCUAGAGAUAAAUGCCAGUGCCCUCCUAAUUACACUGGUAAACUUUGUCAGAUCCCUGUGCAGACUGCCAAUGCUCCAAAGCUGUACCAUCACUCACAACAGGUGAACAAGGCUGUAGGGUCACAAAUUAUCCACUCUACUCAUACUUUACCACUGACGAUGUCUGGACAGCAAGGUGUAAAAGUGAAGUUUCCUCCUAACAUAGUGAAUAUCCAUGUGAAACAUCCCCCUGAAGCCUCAGUUCAGAUCCAUCAAGUUUCAAGAAUUGACAGCACAUCAACAGGACAAAAAGCGACAGUACCUCAGCCAGUACAUCCACAGGUCUCUUACCAAGGUCUUCCGUAUCAGAAGACCCAGAAAGGACAUACUACUUACACAAAUCAACAACCUAUUCCUCAUAUGUUUCCUGUUUCAGUUAAAACUCAGCUUGGGCGCUGCUUCCAGGAGACUAUUGGGACACAGUGUGGCAAAGCACUUCCUGGCCUUUCCAAGCAAGAGGACUGCUGUGGAACCGUGGGUACUUCCUGGGGUUUUAACAAAUGCCAGAAAUGUCCCAAGAAGCCAUCUUACCAUGGAUACAGUCCUAUGAUGGAAUGCCCACAAGGCUACAAGAGGAUCAAUGCUACGUUUUGUCAAGAUAUCAAUGAGUGCCAGUUACAGGGAGUAUGUCCUAAUGGUGAGUGCUUGAAUACCAUGGGCAGCUACAGAUGUACCUGCAAAAUGGGAUUUGUGCCAGAUCCUACCCUCUCAAGAUGCAUACCUGAUAAUCCUAUAGUUGCUGAAGAGAAAGGACCCUGCUACCGGUUUGUUAGUGCAGGAAAGCAAUGCAUGCAUCCUCUCUCUGUUCAGCUCAGCAAGCAGCUUUGCUGUUGCAGUGUUGGCAAAGCCUGGGGCCCGCACUGCGAGAAGUGUCCGCUUCCAGGAACAGCUGCUUUUAAGGAAAUCUGCCCUGGUGGAAUGGGUUAUACGGUUUCUGGCCCUCACAGAAACAAGCUAUAUCAUCACCCUGCAGUUAGAGUACAGCCACCUGUCAUUGGCAAGACCCCGAUUACUCAACCUGUUGCUAAAGGUACUUCUCCUCCACCUCUCCCAGCAAAGGAAGAGCCAGUGGAGGCACUGACCUUCUCACAGAAAAGUGAGACUGAGAUGGCUGUACAAGAAGUGGCAACUGCAGCCCCUGAUCAGGAAUUGGCUUCCCUUGAUCAAGAAAAGCAGCCUUAUCUAGAGCCUGGGCAGCCUCAGCUUUCUCCUGGAAUUUCAACAAUUAACCUGCAUCCACAGUUUCCAGUAGUGAUUGAGAAAACAUCUCCUCCUCUGCCUGUUGAAGUUGCUCCUGAAGUCUCCACUUCGAGUGCAAGUCAAGUAAUUGCACCUACUCAAGUUACAGAAAUCAAUGAAUGUACAGUUAAUCCUGAUAUCUGUGGAGCAGGACACUGUGUUAAUUUGCCUGUGGGAUACACGUGCAUCUGCUACGAGGGGUACGAACUUAACGAUCAGCAGACAAAGUGCUCUGAUAUUAAUGAGUGUAAUCAGGCACCCCAUCUGUGUUCCCUUGGACGCUGUGAAAAUACAGAAGGAAGUUUCCUAUGUAUUUGCCAAGCUGGAUUCAUGGCCAGUGAAGAUGGAACCGAUUGCGUUGAUUUUGAUGAAUGUUCAAGACCUCAUACUUGCGGGGAAGGCUUUUGUAUAAAUACCGUUGGCUCAUAUAGAUGUGAAUAUUGUGACAGUGGAUACCAAAUGAACAGGAGAGGUGAAUGUGAAG